Molecule: messenger RNA, 510 nt
Organism: Aureobasidium pullulans EXF-150
Lineage: Eukaryota; Fungi; Ascomycota; Dothideomycetes; Dothideales; Saccotheciaceae
Exons: 3
Coding region: 1-510 (169 amino acids)
Source: RefSeq, a predicted model, not a curated record
AUGGCAUUGGUAUCGAGACUUACAGCAAAUCUGUCGGAGGCAUACGAACCAACACGCCACAAACACCAGAAGAAAAAGCCGCCGAACUCGCCGCCCUUGAUCAAAAACUCUACAAAGUACAACUCGCAACGAACGAGUCCAUGUCGCUUGUUCCAUGGAGAGAAGAUCGCGUACACAUUGCACCUGUUGCAGACAUCAUUGACUCGAUCUCCAGGGCUGCUCCCAUUACUCCGCUCGAUGUUCAUCAGGUUCCUUACACCUUUCCGGACCAAGUGUCUUCCUGAUUUGCGGGAAGAGGCCACUACAUCCUUGCCUAAGGUGAAUUUAACAGCGGACAGCGACGUGGUCUACAUUAACACCACCGUCACCGGCGGCUUGAUAUGCCAUCAAGGCCUCCAAGAUGCGCACAACCUUGACACCGGCGUGAUAUAUAAUGACACCACAGUCACCGGCACCUUCAUGGGACAUCAAAUCUUCGAAGAUGCAUACAACCAAGUCACAUCCGCUUGA